GCGGAAUGGCGAACUGAGGCGRAGACARGGAAGAUGGAGRAGAGCGAGACCAAGAUUGCCCUCCUCCUCUCCCAUCUCACAGACCUCCUGGCGACAUGCAUCGCGCAGCAGGAGGACAUUCACAGCCUCGAUGCCGAAGUCAAGAGUGUUCGCAGCCGCGUACAGCAGCUGGAGCAACGACCAGCCGCCGCACCUGUGGCAAGCUCCUCCAACACAUCAGACCGCCUGGACGCAUUGGAGACUGACGUCAGCACACUCAAGGACAGCGCACGACUACAACAAACCGCUACUCAACAAUCGGAGCAGCGGGUCUGUGCUGCCGCCGCCAGCCCGAGUUCGGGACAGCGCGAGUCAACUCCCAAGUUUGACGGUCAUGAGAUCUUCUGCGAUUCAACAAAGACGGAUCCAGUUCAGUGGUUCCGCAAGUUUGAACUCACGUUGCAGCUGCACCUCGUCAGUGAAUGCAAGCACCACCCAUACUUAUACUCCCGGUCGGGAGGCGCAUGCCAGGCAUGGCUGGACAAUCUCUUGUCCCAGUACGGGGUGGUCGCUGCCGAGUUACACACGAAGAUCAGCUGGGAAGACCUCAAGGCCGCGUGGCACAAGCGGUUCCAAGUGGAGCCGCCGGAGAUCAAGGCCAUGGACAAGCUCAUGACCUUCGAGCAAGGCUCGCUGCCAAGUGUCGACUGGAUUGCCGAGUACCAAUGCUUGACAUCCGUCCCAGGUCUCCCGAUGGGCUUCAAAGCCAUCAAGCACUACUUCAUUUCGAGGUCGUGCCCGACGUUGAGCAACGCCUUGACGCAUGUCGAGGACACACUKACAACGACGGCRCAACUGUUCGACAAGGCCGCACAGAUUAUCAUCACGAACAAGGAGGCGAAGMACCUCACUCGUGCUGCGGCAGGCCCGAGCAAGGACCAGCAUCGGCCCAAGGUGGCCGUGGUUGCGGCGGCAUCGCCAAGCAGCCAAUCUAGCGAGGCGGAUGGGCUGCCCUACCAAGGGGAAGGGCUAGCAGGGAAACUGAGCGCCGCCGAGAGUGAGUCGACGACACUCUCGACGCCUUCGGAACCGGUUUCUUCGCGAGUGACCGGCCUUCAUUCCGGGGCGCAUGCGGAAGUCGACAGUCCUCUUCUCUAUUCUUUUGAGGACUAUGCUGCCCGGCUCGUUCCGGCGCUGGGAUCUUUUGCUCAAGGACAAGACGUGUGUGCGGCAUCUUCUCCGUCCGACAACGGUUCUUCUUCGUCUUCAAGUGGUUCUUCACGGGAUUCGGCGCGCGGGUUCAACAUAGAGGAAUUGGACCCGCUCAAGUCUGGGGAUUUCGCAUGGCUUCCUCUCCCGACCACGGGCCGCUUACCGGGACCGCAAUGCGCAGCACUCUGUGCCCAUCUUCACAAGUACUCGUCCUUCUAUGCACCACCAACUUCGCCGACGGAUGACGAGGUCGCGGUGGGGGACAUCUUGGCAUAUGUUACCAAGGUGGCCCGCGAGUUUCGCACGCAGCGGUACGACGACAACAAUGCACCGCUGAUGUAUGUCCGCAUCCAAGUUGGGCAGGCGUCCUGCAGCGCUUUGCUGGAUAGCGGCGCGACUCGCAACUUCAUGAGCCAAGCCUUUAUGCAAAGGGCUGGCCUCGGCGCGCAGGUUCGGAGGAAGGCAAACCCGACGGCGAUCAAGUUGGCGGAUGGAAAGACGCAGCAACUUCUCGACCGUUACAUCGAGGCCGUACCGGUGUACUUCGCACCUCAUGCAUGCGAACCGGUCACGUACGACAUCUUGGACACGGACUUCGAUAUCAUUUUGGGAAUGCCUUGGCUUGCAAGUGCGGAUCACACGGUCAACUUUCACCAGCGGACUCUCACCGUUCGCGACGCCUUCCGCGCCGAGGUGUCGUCGGAUGAGAACGCGAAACCGUUCUUCCAAAAGCUUUAUGACGAUGCCGUGCAGAGGGAGAGAGAGGCAGAGGCAGCAGCCAGAGCCACAAGCAUUGUUGAUCAGGUGGCCUUCCUGCAGGUCCCGGAAGCUAAUGCUGACCGGUUCCAAGAAAGGUUAGCUGCUGCCGUAGCAGCCUUGGUUCGACUGCGGACCCUGGAAGACCUUGAGUUCCGUGUGACAGCACUGGAGCAGCGGAACCAAGAGCUGCAGGCUGAGAUACUCAGCCUUAAACAGUCCCAAUUGUCUGCCCCUCGUCCUCCUAACCCUCGACCUGCUGCAGUCCCAGUCUCUCAAUCUAGCACAGUCCUCACGACAAGAGCAAGUGGAACUGUGACGAGCGCAGGAACCGGUGCCAGCUCCUCAAGCGGCAGCGCCGACAGUUCUGCACUAGUCAUAGUCCCAAAUGCAGGGACAUCAGCCCAAAACGCCACAGUCCUUACUGGCGUACAGUACAUCGGUCCCGUAGUGGACAAGCGGGCGGCCACUCUGCCGUCCAAGUACGAAAGCGGAUAUCACCUCUUGGAUUAGUUCCAUGCGCUCGUACUUCGAGGUUAUGCGGACACCG
This is a messenger RNA of Chara braunii, 2497 nucleotides long. The record is from the annotation of a GenBank genome assembly. Lineage: Eukaryota; Viridiplantae; Streptophyta; Charophyceae; Charales; Characeae.